UGAAGAACGCCUGGCGAAUAUUGACAGAACGUUUGAUCUGUUACGGACAAGGAGCAGGAAGUACACAGAAUGGUGCGCUUUAAAAAAAGGUAUUUGUUGGUGGAAAUUUCUUGUAAAGACGGCCAAGUUGAUGAGAGAAUUGAUGGAAGAGUAGUCUUUGACACUGUGAAGAAAGCCGUGAUCUCGGCUCAUGGAGAUUAUGGAAUGGCUUGUGUUGCUCGCUCAUUGCAAGUAAAGUAUUUAAACUCUGUCACUGGAGUGGCAUUUAUUGCAUGUGCCAGAGAUUAUUAUAGGAUGGUUUGGUCAGCAGUCACCUUCAUAAGAACCAUAACAAUAAAAAAUGAUGUUCAUCCAUGUGUGUUCCGCGUUCUUCAUGUUGGAGGUACAAUUCUCUCCUGUCAAAAGUUCCUAAUACGUCAUAAUAAAGACCAGCUCCUUCAGUUGUUGCAGAAUUGCAAAACACCAGUUGAAAGGAAAAAGGUAUUAAAGAUCAUAAAGAAAGCAGAGAAAGAGGAGAUUUCACUAUCUGUUUUUAAAGUGAAAAGGAAAACAACAGAAAAUAGAAGGAAAAAUUCUGACAUUGCAUGUGACGAUGAAGAGUUUGACUCAGAUUUUUGAAGAGAUAUGUGAUACAUUCUCCUUCCCAGUGGAGAGAAAUUUGUAAUUUAAAAAAGAGCCCAAAUCAAGUUAAUUCUGAGAAGACAGUUUUGCAAAGUUUGAUGCACAGAAGUGAAAAAAUUUUCAAACAAAAAAUUCUAGAAUAAAGCAAAUGUAUAUAGGUGAAGACCAAUACUAUUUUCCUCUCUAGCCAUCUUUGGAUUGCCUGUUUUAUAUACAUGAGUCUACUUCUUAGUCGGUGUAAGCAUCACUUUAGUUUUAUUUAAAACUUGCUGAAGCAUAUUGGUAUAAAAUUAUGUUCUCAGGAUCAUUCUAGUCUUUCAUCUCCUUCCUCUAUAUCCUUUAGACUGAUCAUUUCCAAUGUUCCUCGUCCCCUAGUUUCAGCCCUGAGAGUUUCAUCAAUUAUCCUGUAACAACCAGGAUCUAUGAGACAAACCUAGGAUAGAGAACAAAAAUUAAAUUGGAGAACAUGUUUAUUAUGACAGAGUGAUGAGAAAGGCAAGUGACAUGUCAGCAGCUAGUUGGCAAAAUCAAACACAUGUAAAAAAAAUUAUUGUAGUUUUACAGUGCAGUUACAGCUUUUCUCAGGGCUGGAAAUCCAUGUCAUACAGUGCAGUUUAUUUAAU
Pocillopora verrucosa is the source of this 1244-nucleotide messenger RNA. Its product is annotated as ribonuclease P/MRP protein subunit POP5. Gene Ontology annotation, biological process: tRNA 5'-leader removal. The record is from RefSeq and is a predicted model, not a curated record. Gene Ontology annotation, molecular function: ribonuclease P RNA binding. Gene Ontology annotation, cellular component: ribonuclease P complex. NCBI's taxonomy places the organism in Eukaryota, Metazoa, Cnidaria, Anthozoa, Scleractinia, Pocilloporidae.